Molecule: messenger RNA, 195 nt
Organism: Penicillium malachiteum
Lineage: Eukaryota; Fungi; Ascomycota; Eurotiomycetes; Eurotiales; Aspergillaceae
Exons: 1
Coding region: 1-195 (64 amino acids)
Source: RefSeq, a predicted model, not a curated record
AUGUCCGGUACUCUUCUCUCCUACGCCGUGAAGGUCUAUUACAUCAACAGCGCCUGGUGGAUGAGUAUUCAACCAACCCGCACCCAACUCACUGGACCACCCAAAAUUGACCCUUAUGAUGAAGAGAUUCCUCUGGAACGCUUGAACCGUUAUAUGGAGGUCCUUAGAAACUAUCAUCUGGUACCGCCAAUAUGA